Cuscuta campestris is the source of this 1799-nucleotide messenger RNA. The record is from the annotation of a GenBank genome assembly. NCBI's taxonomy places the organism in Eukaryota, Viridiplantae, Streptophyta, Magnoliopsida, Solanales, Convolvulaceae.
AGCUGUUAGAAGAGAAGGUAUCCUUUCCAAAUGUAUCCAAGUGUCGACUCAAACACAUCAAAGCCUCAAUCUUUGCGCCCGGCUUCUGCUUCAGAGAUGCUUACGAACGCCCCUACCCACGUGCUGUAAGUAAGGAAUAUAGGAUCGGUUCAUAUUUUGACACCCAAUGCCCCGUUUAUUCCGAAUCUAUCCUUCGUUGAUGUCCCCAAAGUCGAGGUAGGCAAACAACUGGAUGUUUUAGAAUUGCUAGGGGAUGUCAACCUCUUGAGGUUCAGCACUAGAAGCCAAAGCGUUCCUAGCAUUCGGCCCACAAGUUCCGAGGGAUUGUGUAAAGGUUUUAAAAAAACAAACACGGGUGGAUCAGGUGAUGGUAGUUGUGAUGUUGAAAGGAUUCAACGCCCCGUACUCAAGCGUUGUGCUAAUGUUGUUGGGGGUGGUGGUGCCAUGGACUCUACCGCAGGCACAACAACAGGCAAAACAGAGUUUGUUAGCAUGGAAAGAACCCUGAACCUAAAGGGUAAAUACGUUAUGAUUUGUUGCGUGUUUGUGCCAUCAAUAUGGUGUUCAGAAGACGGGUUCCUGGUUUAUCACACAGCCUUAGCUUCUCAUGAGCUGGCUAGAAGAGAUGACUUUGAGCUGGUGGUUGUGCCAAUGAUGAGGGAGGGUUUCACUCACUCUCUCUCUCUGCCUAUCAACACUUUUUGGAGCUGAGCAUGAAUGCUUUCCCUUUACUCCAGAGAGAGAAUGGGUUUUCCUAUGCACUGAGUAUAAUCGGGAGAAUCGCUCCCUUGGUGAGCUCUUAGGCCUCAGCGACACUGAUGUUCUUUACAAUAUUGAGUAUCUUGCUGGCAGCAGGUUGAAGGAAGAGGAUGGUCGUAGUAUUACUAUUUCUGAGCUUAAACAGAAGGUUGUGGGGCUUUACAUGCACUGGGAUGGUAGAAGUUUAAAGAGGCUUAAGGAUGUUCACGAGGAAUGUAGAUGGCAAACCCACGAGCUUGAGAUUGUGGUGGUGUCACUGGUGUGCAAUCCCUUCCGGGAUCGAGUGCCCCCAAAGUUGUAUGAUGAUGUGAUCAUUGAUAAACUUGCAAGUCUUAAGCUGCUACGGUGGUGGUUUUUCCCCUUCAACAACACAGUAUGCCAUAGACUAGAGCGGGUGCCUAUAUUUGACCGUGAAAAGGAAAGUCUUUUCAUAGUGGAUCCUAGUGUUGAAAAGUGUGUUGAUCCCUAUGGAAUGCUAAUCAUCCGUGACUUCGGCAUGGACGGUUAUCCCUUCACCAGGAGGAAAUUGAUCGACAAGGAAUUCCAAAGGAAAAAGGGACUGAGAUUGGACUCACUACUUACUUGGGAAGCUGUUCAUGCCACGCUUGAUCCUGAGUGCAAGAUGGAUAAACCUGUGGCAACGCUUAAGGACUAGAUUGUUGUUCUUUAUCUAUACCAAGACUCACAGAAAUGUCUGGCUGAUAAACUGGCUGGGUGGUAUAAAAGAUAUAUUAAGGGAUGGCAUUCAAAUGUUGAGGUGGUUGCUGUAUGCAUAGAUGUGGACAGGAGAUGCGGCACCAUUGAUGAGGAAUUCAUGGAUAAGGGUUGGUUCCUAUGCCGUGCAGACCCAACCAAGGCAGCCAGGCUCUGUAAAGAAUACUUUCAUCCUCGCUUGAAGCCACGCGAGGCUCUUGUUGUUUUUGACGAAGAUGGCCGCAUUGCAUCUUUGGGUCCUAAUCACAUUUUCCAAUGUAAAGAUCCUCCCUUCCACGGCAAUCUACGUGAAGAGAUUUGUCGGAAGGAUUUUGAAGAUGCUGGGU